AUGGAGCAACAUAAUGAAGCCACAGCUCGGGUCAACGUGACUCACGCAGCAAAAACCGCGCUCACGGUGGUGAAAAUAGCCUGUACGCUGCCGCUAGCCUGUGGCUCCCUGUACUGCGCUGCUCUCAUGCUGUACACCUUUUGCUCCGACCUGUCUUUCCGUGAGAGUUCCCGUUACAUCUUAUUCACGUACAUGCUGCUGAACGACGCCGUCGAGUUGGUGGUCUCGGUGUUGCUGUUCCUGCUCAGCAAGUUGCACAUCCCCAUACCCCUGGGAGUCUGCUCCCUGUUUGUUACCGUUUCCGGCAGUGCUUACCUAAGCACGCCCGUGAUCCUGGCCGCCAUGGCGCUGGAACGUUACAUUGCCAUCUGCGUCCCUUUGAGGCACGCGGAAAUCUGUACCGUGCGGCGAAGCGCGGGAGCUAUCGGUAUUAUUUGCGCGUUGGGAUUACUGCCCCACCUCGUCGAACUCGUAGCUCUAUCCACCACCCACUCGCCACGUUUUUUCAGUCGUCUCGCCGUGUGCUCAAAGGAAGCACUGAUCACUAACCGUUUCCUAAACUUGUUUAGGAUGACGGUGUUCGCCGUGGAUUUCAGUGUUGUCACGCUGACCAUUUUAUACACCUACGUCAAAAUAAUUCUCGAGGCCAGGAAAGCCUCGGGUGAUCAGUCUUCCAUUUCCAGGGCUCGGAAGACGAUUUUGCUGCACGGCAUUCAGUUGAGUUUCUGCAUGACUUCGUUCACUCAUCCCAUCACCGAGAACCUAGUGAGGGAUCAGGGCUUCCUCUUGCGAUCCUGGGUGAUUUACGCCAAUUUCUUUCUGUUUAUCCUGCUGCCCAAAGCCCUCAGCCCCGUCAUUUACGGGCUGAGAGAUGAAGCCUUCAGAAAGAAAAUGAAGAAACACUUUAUUUUCUGUCGUUCUUCAAAAAUACAACCAACUGUACUUAGUACUUAG
Messenger RNA from Callorhinchus milii (elephant shark), 954 nucleotides. RefSeq names its product odorant receptor 131-2-like. The transcript has a single exon. The record is from RefSeq and is a predicted model, not a curated record. Gene Ontology annotation, biological process: G protein-coupled receptor signaling pathway. Gene Ontology annotation, cellular component: membrane. The coding region runs from base 1 to 954 and encodes 317 amino acids. Gene Ontology annotation, molecular function: G protein-coupled receptor activity. NCBI's taxonomy places the organism in Eukaryota, Metazoa, Chordata, Chondrichthyes, Chimaeriformes, Callorhinchidae.